Petromyzon marinus (sea lamprey) is the source of this 814-nucleotide messenger RNA. The record is from RefSeq and is a predicted model, not a curated record. NCBI's taxonomy places the organism in Eukaryota, Metazoa, Chordata, Hyperoartia, Petromyzontiformes, Petromyzontidae.
AGCAGCAGCAAAUAGAGCCUGCACUACAGCAGCAGCAGAUAGAGCCUGCACUACAGCAGCAGCAGCAGAAGCCGGUAGAAGGGCAACACGCGGGGCGGCAGCUGAGAAAGAAGCCGGGAGAAUGGCAGCGAGGGCAGCAGCAGCAGCAGGGACAAGGGCAGCAGCAGCAGCGGCAGCGGCAGCCGGGGCAGCGCGCGGGGCAGCAGCAGGAGCAGCAGGAGAGCUGCGCCCCGCGCUGGAGCCGCGCGGAGUGCGAGCGGCGCCGCGUGCUGCGAGCCUGCGGGGGCCGCUCCCUGCAGGAGAGAGUCCGCGCGCUCCGCGCCGCCGCCUCCGGCACGGCCCGCGGGCCCGCGGCUGGAGCCCCGCGGGUCCGGCACUCGAGCGUGGGCGACUACGACGACGACGAGGACGACGAGGACGACGAGGAGGAGGAGGGUGGCGGUCGAGGGUCGAGGUCCGUGGGGGUGGCGAGGAGGCGACCGCCUCGGAGGUGCCGGGAGCCGGCACGCCGCUCCUCGGACGCGGGGGUCGGCGCGGCCGCGGUCCCCGCGGCCGCGCCCCCCUCGGCCCUCGGGGCCACCGGCGGCCCCCACGGCGCCCCCGAGGGACAGCGCACGGGGGGAUGCUCGUCGUUGCCGGGGAGACGAGUCGCCAUGGCGACCGUGGCGGAGGGGGAGGCGGCAGGGUCCCUGGCGCGCAUUCCGUUCAUCGACGAGCCGGUGAGCCCCAGUGUGGACUACUCUGGCGCCGGCAUCUCGGCCGUGGAGGUCUUCACGAGCAGCCACGAGCCCGAGCCACCCCUCCCCCACGGUGA